Molecule: messenger RNA, 417 nt
Organism: Linum tenue
Lineage: Eukaryota; Viridiplantae; Streptophyta; Magnoliopsida; Malpighiales; Linaceae
Source: the annotation of a GenBank genome assembly
AUGGCUCCGACGACUCCUAACGUCAAAAGCCGGGUCUUGAUCAUCGGGGCGACGGGUCUCAUCGGCCGGCAUGUGGCGGAGGCUAGCCUUGACGCCGGUCGACUCACCUACCUUCUCAUACGGUCGACCUCUUCCGCCGCCGACGACCCUUUAAAAGGCCAACUACUCAAGUUUCUUGAGGACAAAGGUGCCAUCAUCGUACAGGCCCAGCAACAAACCUUUGCCGGAAAGGUGGAUUACCCGUUGCUUCCGGAGAUUGCAUCGGCCAUUUUGAUUGUGACUGUGGAUGUGCUCAGCAAUUCGGAUCAUCGGCUGUUGGCCAGUGUGAUCCUCAAGCACUUUACCUGUGCAACUGUUACUUGCCCUGCACGCAGGAUUUUGGGUGUGCUCCGAUUUCGACUAAUCAAGAUCGGGUGA